GAGUGUAGUAGGUCAUGUGCUCGUCCGUGCCGUCCUUCCGCCACCACACGCCAGAUUGCCGCCGUUAGGUUUACCACGCCGUCUUCUCGAAGCUUCUCGGGUCGUCAUCAUGGCCGGUGUGGGCAAGCGCCUGAUCCCACUGCUGGACCGCAUCCUCGUGGAGCGCUUCGUGCCGGAGGCGAAAACCAAGGGCGGCAUCAUGAUCCCGGAGAAGGCGCAGGCCAAGGUGCACAGCGCCACGGUCGUCGCCGUCGGUGCCGGGGCGCGCACCGAGUCUGGCCAAACGAUCCCAAUAGCUGUAAAGGAAGGUGACAAGGUCCUUUUACCUGAGUACGGUGGAACGAAGGUGGAGAUUGAGAACAAGGAGUUCUACAUCUUUCGAGACAGUGAUGUGCUGGGCAAGUGGGCCGACUGAGCCUGCUGUGUCUGCACCUGUCCAUAGCGUUGUCGUUGUCUCAUAGUGAAUUGCUGUUCGUGUGGCAGUGUGCAGCUCGAACCAGACUUUUUCAUUCUUUUUUUUUAUUCAUAAUAAAUCAUUGUACAGGAAA
Messenger RNA from Rhipicephalus microplus (southern cattle tick), 548 nucleotides. RefSeq names its product 10 kDa heat shock protein, mitochondrial. NCBI's taxonomy places the organism in Eukaryota, Metazoa, Arthropoda, Arachnida, Ixodida, Ixodidae. The record is from RefSeq and is a predicted model, not a curated record. Gene Ontology annotation, cellular component: mitochondrion; mitochondrial matrix. Gene Ontology annotation, molecular function: metal ion binding; protein folding chaperone; ATP binding.